Penicillium oxalicum is the source of this 1473-nucleotide messenger RNA. Its product is annotated as cation diffusion facilitator family transporter. Lineage: Eukaryota; Fungi; Ascomycota; Eurotiomycetes; Eurotiales; Aspergillaceae. The coding region runs from base 1 to 1473 and encodes 490 amino acids. Gene Ontology annotation, cellular component: membrane. The record is from RefSeq and is a predicted model, not a curated record. The transcript has a single exon. Gene Ontology annotation, molecular function: monoatomic cation transmembrane transporter activity. Gene Ontology annotation, biological process: transmembrane transport; monoatomic cation transport.
AUGGAGGAACAUAUCCGAAAUAGUAUUUCCAGUCACCCUCAUCCCUUCCAGCACAUGACGAGCAGCUCGCCUCAUUCGUCACAUCGCAUGGAGCGAUUGACCUCGCGCGCAUACGACGAGGGCACAUCUACCGGCAUCGAAGCCGAGGACCCCAAAAUGGCCCAGCAGCAACACCGCCACGUCUCUACCGAUACUGACGAGGAGGGCCAACCCCCGCCUCGAUACACCUCUGAGACGGAUCCCUUUCAGCUUGCUUCGAAGCUGAAAACUGAAGAGGAAAUUCGCCAGAUCAAGGCUAAUAUCGGCCGUAAGCGCGACACCAAUGGCACACGGAUGAUGGAACUGGUGCGUGACAGCGGGGCCAAGGGCAAAAACGCGCUUGUCGCACGCAAGUUGCAGGGCUUCUACGAGGACCAAAAUGAGAAUAUCGAGCGGCUGCUCCGACCUGUGGAGGAGCAUGUGCGCGCCGCACGGGAACUCAACUCGGAGAAUAGCGUCAAGUAUAAGAUCGCCGUGUAUGGCAGUUUCGCGGCCAACAUUAUCCUCUGUGUGGUUCAGGUGUACGGUGCGGCGUCCUCGGGAUCGCUUUCACUGUUCACCACCAUGGCAGAUGCCAUUUUCGAUCCCAUGUCGAACUUGACUCUGCUGCUGUGCAACAAGGCUGUGAAUCGGGUUGAUCCUCGUAAAUUCCCGGCCGGGAAAGCCCGAAUUGAAACCGCGGGAAACAUCUGCUUUUGCUUCUUGAUGACGGCUGUCUCGUUCAUUAUUAUCGCCUUUUCCAUUCGCGAACUCGUCGAGGGCUCGGAUACACUUCUUGCCUCGUUCCAUCUGCCAUCGAUCAUCGCGGUGGCUGUCGCCUUCGUGACCAAGCUUGCCCUGUUCAUCUUCUGCUUUGCCUUGCGCGACCAAGUCUCCCAGAUUCGAAUUCUCUGGGAAGACCACCGCAAUGAUCUGCUCAUUAACGGAUUCGGUCUCUUGACCUCCGUUCUCGGCUCCAAGGUGCGAUGGUGGAUCGAUCCCAUGGGUGCCAUUCUCCUGUCCGUUUUGGUCAGCGGUCUGUGGUUACACUCAGCCUAUGGCGAAUUCCAGCUCCUCGUCGGAGUCACUGCCGAUACAAAGAUGCAGCAGCUCAUCACAUACAUCUGUACGUUGAACCACCGGCCCUCAUUCUCUUCCCUCUACGUUAUCCCUGAAAUCGCUCAUACUAACAAUUCAUGUUCCCUAUCCCCAGCAAUGACUCACUCUCCCUAUAUCACCGCCAUUGACACCGUCCGCGCUUACACCUCCGGUCCCCGACUCGUCGUCGAAGUCGACAUCGUCAUGGAUGACUCGGCUUCUCUGCGAGCUACCCACGACGUGGCCGAAGAAUUGCAAAUGAAGCUCGAGUCGCUACCCGAUGUUGAGCGUGCCUACGUGCAUGUUGAUUACGAAACCACCCACAAGCCGGAGCACUUCCUCAAAAAGGAACUUUAA